Colletotrichum orchidophilum is the source of this 2400-nucleotide messenger RNA. RefSeq names its product F-box domain-containing protein. NCBI's taxonomy places the organism in Eukaryota, Fungi, Ascomycota, Sordariomycetes, Glomerellales, Glomerellaceae. The transcript is spliced from 5 exons. The record is from RefSeq and is a predicted model, not a curated record. Gene Ontology annotation, molecular function: protein binding. Bases 1 to 2400 code for a protein of 799 amino acids.
AUGACAUGGUGGGAGGAGACGGACGGUCCGCGUCGGAGUCAGGAGUUGGAGUCACGACUUCGCACGUCAGCAGGUCGCCUCAAUGAUGUCGUGCUCGGCGGCCCGGUGGAGGUCCUUAGGCUGUUUGAACACUGCUGGAUGUUGUCCGGCGGCAAGUUUGUCACUGACACAGCGCUGAGCACGGAGCUUAGGCUGCACUAUGCCACUGUCCAGUGGAGGGCGGGCAGCAAAGCUGGGGGUACGACUGGUAUCGAUAAGAAGGUUGAUGUUGGUGAUGCAUCAGGCGAAAGAGACGACAAGAUGGACAGCUUUGGGGACCAGCAUAGUGUCCUAGCUGAGCAAUUCUCGAAGCUCACACACGACGAUGGGUCCCCGGAUACAUUACUCCGACACACCAACUUGAACAAUCUCGUCUCGAGACUCACACCAUGGGAACUAAUAUAUCUCAGGCAACUGACAAGGGAGAGUCCUGUCAAACUUGGAGGAAUGCAAGAUCUUCCAGAAGAUUUAGUUGCCAUGAUAUCCCGGUAUCUACGCCUAGGCGACGCUAUGAAAUGCACACUGGUUUCCAAAGCAUGGCGGGAGAAAUGGACAUCUCACACAGUCGUCAAAGACAUUGCAAUGACCUACUUUCCUGGAUUGACUGCGUCAUCCCCGGAUGCGUCAGCCUGGGAUCUUCUUCGUCCCAUCGCCCAAAAGGCCAUAGCUCGUACUGAAGGCAAAUUCAUUUCCUGGCUCGCUGUUAGGACGGCUGACGUGCCUCUGCUGGACUGCACCGCCCUGAAACUCGAUGAUCGCAGCCUUGAACUGGCCAAGUCUAAGCCCAAGCCCAAGCCCUCGAGAGUUUUCAUUAGUGACAAGUGGGGAGCGGGCUUGCAGGUCGACCUUGGCUUUGCUUAUUGCAAUGGAAAGGUCGCCUGGCAGUGGGAUGCCUACAGAUUCUUCAUUGACGACAUCCGAGCCUUGACAAGGAAGCUCGUAUCACCGCCCGAUCUUGUGCUAAAGGGUGACAGAGACUUCAUGGUCUCUACGAUGUCGGAAAACCUUCUUGUUCUUGCCAAUCAACUUAACCAGAGGGCGCUUAUCGUAUAUAACCUUGAAACGGACCAGCACCGUCGUAUCACCCUCCCUGACCGCAUGGUGGACAUACAAGCCCACAAGGAUACAUUCGUCGUCAACUUCAGCAGCGACUACUUUGCCAACUAUAAAUCCGCAACCCCGCCUCAUAUCUGGCACUGGUCUACUGGCCUCGUCAAGCUGGAGGUUCCUGACUUUGCUGCGGCCCAAGAGCUUGGCUUGGCCCAUGUAUGGCAAGAAGACACGGAAGAAGGCGUGGACUUUCCCGAUCGCUUUAUUUUUCACCCAACGAAACCUCACAUUCUCUACUUUGUCAAUGCUGUUCUAGACUAUUCAAAGACGGAUGAUGAUAUUGAUGACGACAGUGAAUCUCAGGCUGAAGCUGAGAAAACACCUCUUCGUUCACGCCCUUCUAUCCUCCUCGUAAAAGUUCACAAAUUCGAAAAAAUGAAUUUUGUCGAAACUUUCAGGUACAAGUCUACUAUUGAGUCGCCGGGUAUUCCACGAUUUGCAACGCACUGCCGACCGAUGAAUGCCUUCGGGCUCUGCAAUAUUGGUAUACUAUACAGGCCACUUUCGAGGGGCAAAGUCACUACUGAUAGUGGACUGCCCGGCUCGAAACUUGUAAAGACGCCUAGCCUUUCCAUGUUACACCUCAAUUUCAAUACGGCGACGGAGUCAUUCGUGUUGGAACAGAGAGUUUUGAAGGGCAUGCGGAGGCCAAUAUGGGACAGCGGUUCUUUGGAUCCAGCACAGGCCGGUGGUAUCUUGUGGAACGACUCUAUCCAUUAUGUUCAGAACCAGACACCCCAACUUGAAGGUCAUCGUACUCGAUGGAGACAUGAAGGCGAGGGGCAGGUCCAAAGAUCAAUCUGCAUCGCCAACAAAUCAUCGACGUUGGUCCUGGACACCACCAAGCUCUGGUUUAGAGAGCCCGUCCACGGGUAUCACGGGGAGAAAUUCCGAAGCAUGGCGGUGGACGAUGACUUUGUGAUAGGCCUCUCCGGGAGGAGCUACGUCGUAUACAACUUUGGCGACCCGCGUCUUAAAGGAGGGCCCUGGUCCGAGGCUCACCGGGUGCGGCAUUACACGGCCAAAGACACGGACUGUCCCGUAUGGGGGUGCUUCGGGCCGAGCAAUUCAAGGGGAUGCCUGAGUUGCGGCGUGGAAGGGAAUUCGGUUGACGGCUCCGACAAUGACUGGGAUACUUCGGAUGACGAGACAGGCCGUCCCCAAAGAGCGGAUGAGGCUUUCGGUGGCAAUACUACUGGCAUUCUUCAGGCCACUCGCAGAUUAUUUCCGCCAGGCACAUACUUGGGCUGA